Molecule: messenger RNA, 2138 nt
Organism: Thermothelomyces thermophilus ATCC 42464
Lineage: Eukaryota; Fungi; Ascomycota; Sordariomycetes; Sordariales; Chaetomiaceae
Exons: 2
Coding region: 116-1717 (533 amino acids)
Biological process (GO): carbohydrate transport; transmembrane transport
Cellular component (GO): membrane
Molecular function (GO): carbohydrate:proton symporter activity
Source: RefSeq, a predicted model, not a curated record
CUUCCUCCUCUUCGGAUACGAUCAGGGGUAUGUUUGCCCCUGGUGAUUAUGUUUUCAUUCAGAGCUUCCCCCUUUCAUCACCAACCGGUCUUAACCCACCACCCCUCUUAGUGUCAUGAGUGGUAUCAUUACCGCCCCUGCUUUCAACGAUGUGUUCACAGCGACCAAGGACAACCCGACCAUGCAGGGGUUGGUCACGGCCAUCUACGAACUUGGCUGUCUGGCGGGUGCCAUGACCAUUCUGGGCGUUGGCGACCUCCUCGGGCGACGGAGGGCAAUCAUGACGGGAGCUUUCGUGAUGUUUUUGGGCGUCAUCAUCCAGAUCACCGCCUUCCCUGGGUCGGCGCCCCUCGCCCAACUGAUCGUCGGGCGAGUCGUCAUGGGCUUCGGCAACGGCAUGAACACUUCGACUAUUCCCACAUAUCAAGCCGAGUGCAGCAAGACGACCAACCGAGGACUGCUGAUCUGCAUUGAGGGCGGUGUCAUCGCCUUCGGUACUCUGAUUGCGUACUGGAUCGAUUAUGGCGCUUCAUACGGUCCGCCCGACCUCGUCUGGCGGUUUCCCAUCGCCUUCCAGAUCAUCUUCGCCAUCUUCAUCACCGGCCCCAUGUUCUUCCUGCCGGAGUCUCCCCGAUGGCUCCUGAGUCACCAGCGGGUCGAGGAGGCCGACAAGGUCAUCGCGGCCAUUCGCGGGUACGAACUGGACAGCGACGAGACCGUUCUCGAGCGGAACCUCAUCAUGGACUCUCUCCGCGCCGCUGGCGGCUUCGGCCAGAAGAGCACUCCGGUCAAGGCCCUGUUCACCAACGGGAAGACGCAGCACUUCCGGCGCAUGCUCCUGGGCGCCAGCUCCCAGCUCAUGCAGCAGAUCGGCGGCUGCAACGCCGUCAUCUACUACUUCCCCAUCCUCUUCCGCGAGUCCAUCAAGGAGAGCCGCAACAUGAGUCUCCUGCUGGGCGGCGUCAACAUGAUCGUCUACUCCAUCUUCGCCACCACCUCGUGGUUCCUCAUCGAGCGCGUGGGCCGCCGGCGUCUGUUCCUGGCCGGCUCGGUCGGCCAGUGCCUCAGCAUGGUCAUCACGUUCGCCUGCCUGAUCCCCGACGACCGGAUGACGGCCCGCGGCGCCGCCGUCGGCCUCUUCACCUACAUCGCCUUCUUCGGCGCCACCUGGCUGCCACUGCCCUGGCUCUACCCGGCCGAGGUGAACCCGGUCAAGACGCGCGGCAAGGCCAACGCGGUCAGCACGUGCGUCAACUGGCUCUUCAACUUCCUCGUCGUCAUGGUCACGCCCAUCAUGAUCGACAGCAUCGGCUGGGGCACCUACCUCUUCUUCGCCGCCGUCAACGCCUGCUUCAUCCCCAUCAUCUACUUCUUCUACCCGGAGACGGCCCGCCGCUCGCUCGAGGAGAUCGACAUCAUCUUCGCCAAGGGCCACGUCGAGAACAUGUCGUACGUCCGCGCCGCCAAGGAGCUGCCCUCCCUCCGCCCCGUCGAGAUCCAGGAGUACGCCCGCAAGUACGGCCUCGUCGACCGCAACGCCGGCGACGGCGCCGCCCGCGACGACGCCCGCGACCCCGAGGAGAAGCCCGCCAUCAUCAGCGCCGGGCCCUCCUCCUCCUCCAACACCAGCAACGACAACGUCGUCGUCGACGAGCACGGCGUCGAGUCCGGCUUGGGCGACGGCAUCAACACUUCCGAGAAGGCGGAUCGAGACUAAAAAUCGAUCUUUGGGUUCGAGUCGCAUAGCUCUAAUUAGAUUCGGAGAAGAGGGAGGCCAUUUGGCAUGAUGAUUCCCUGAGACCCUCGGGACAAUUUUGAAGCCUGGACGGCUGCAGAAUACUGGGUCAUUUUUUUGAUUGGCUCUUUUUUCCUUCCCAUUUUUUUUCUUUCUGCCCUUUUCGCUUCUGUUUCUUGGUAUUGGUGCUGUUUUAAGGGUUCCUGUUGCGGUGCAACACAUGGAAAAACGGAUGCGGGCGGCCAUGUGCAUAUUGGUGCGUGUAAUUACACAAUGAUAGAGAGAGCAGGAUACCCAUGGAUUUGAUGAUGUGGUUUAGAAGCGGUCACAGAUAGAUGGCUCAUUAGAACUAGAAAUCUCUCUUAGAGUGCAUCAUUGACCUUGCCAUUACAGUAUCGCCGUG